Molecule: messenger RNA, 496 nt
Organism: Sphaeroforma arctica JP610
Lineage: Eukaryota; Ichthyosporea; Ichthyophonida
Exons: 2
Source: RefSeq, a predicted model, not a curated record
GCAGGUUAUUCAUCAGCCGAGUCCGCGAGCGAUACCGAAGCCAAGGACCAAUCAGAAGAUAGUGAUGCCGACGCCAGCAAGUCCGAGAGCCAAUCAGAUGGCGACAAAGCCGCCGCCGACACCCCGAGCCGCACCAAUGAGGUGGCGUACCUAGUCACCAGAACAAAGUCAGUGGAAACCCCGCUGAAGUUCCAGAGAGUGUAUGAGUUCAUUAAGCGUGUGGAGAAGGAGAUGAAGAAGUCAGACGGACAGGUCAGGAGCAGCAUGCGCGUUAAGGAACUGCCUGCGUUGCUGAUGGGCAACCUGUCUCAUCUGAUGCCCUUUGCCAUGGUACAAGCACGCCGAGAUGAGCGCAAACGCGCACAACGCCGCAGCGAACAUGAACAUGGCGAUGACAUAGACCACUACAGCAACACAGACCCUCCAUACAUCGAAGGCCUCGACAGUCUGGUGCAGAGUAUCUAUACUCUCGCAAGAGGAUCCCCUCCUGAACCAG